This is a messenger RNA of Babesia ovata, 4431 nucleotides long. RefSeq lists its product as uncharacterized. NCBI's taxonomy places the organism in Eukaryota, Apicomplexa, Aconoidasida, Piroplasmida, Babesiidae. The coding region runs from base 1 to 4431 and encodes 1476 amino acids. The transcript is spliced from 2 exons. The record is from RefSeq and is a predicted model, not a curated record.
AUGAAGUCUCUUGAGACACUGAAAGAGCUUUGUGAUUUUGCUGAGUCACUGAAAACUAAUGAAAAUAAGAGUCCACAUGAUUUACUUGAUAAAUUGUGCACAGGCCUCGAAAAAUUUCUCGGCUACAGUAAUGGUAAUUACACGGGUGAUGGCAUCGUGUACUCUGACCUUGACAGGCUGUGCGACGGGGUGAUGGCGUUCCUUCAUGGUGUUUUAAGUAACAUUAAGCCUAAAUUAGGCUUACAUAGUCAUCACAUUAAUGAUGCUAUAAGGCUUCUUAACACCAAUAAACACUCUGGCAAAGAAGGUUUUAAUGCUGCGAUUGGCGAAGUGGUCAAGGGGGUGAACAAGUAUAAUGAGGGUGUGAAGGCGUCGAAUGAGAGUAUUACGGAUAGAAUGACAACAUUUAUGGAACAGAUGAGUAGAAUGAAAAGUGAUGUUGCAAAAUAUAAUGAUCAUAAUAGUGUCAGGGAUCUUGAUGUUAAGGUCAGCCAGUGUCUCAUGGAGGCGCAGCAGUACUAUCACGGCAUGGACGCUCAAAAAAGUAGUAAUAUUAAAGACCUCCAAAAUGAAUUGGAGAAAGAUGUUAAUAAUGCUACUGAAAUAAUUAGAUAUCAGCGUGGGAGGCUGAGUGCAAUCCAUGACACUCAGAAGAGGCAUUUGCAGCAGGUGACUGAAUUGGUUGAGAGUAGGAUUGAUGCUGCCAGAGAUUUAAUCAAGUCAACUACGACAGAGAAAAUACGGGAUUUUGUUAGGGAUUUAAAUAUGAAAAUAGAUAUGCUAAGUAGGAAAGUUUGGGAUGCUGAUGCUGCCUUGAAAAAAUACGUCACCGACAUUGAAGGAUGGAUAAAUAAAGCAGAUGAUGCAGUUGAUAAGGCGAUAACCAAAAUUGAUUGCAUUUUAGAUCAAGUGGAUGGGUCUAGAAGAAAAGAUACAAACAAGCAAAACCUAGAAGAAGCUGUUGAGGACUUGAGAAAGAAAACGCUUCAUUUCUUGGAGGCGUACAACUAUGCCAAAGGGGUGUACACAGCGGCGGCGGCGAAACUCCCGGAUUUGCUUGGUAAGGUCACGCAGGCAAUUAAGGGAUUAGAUAGUGUUAUCAUGAAUGAUUUGGAAAGCCUAGAAGCAAAAUUCAAGACUGCGUUAGGAGAAUAUGUUAAGGAGCAGGUUGAUGCUCUUAUUGAUGCUAUUAAUGCUGCUGAUGCAUCCGGUGGAGGAGGUAUGGAAGCUAAAGCUGGCCCCGGCAUUAAAGGCCUGAAAAAUGUGAGUGCAUUAAUGGAGACUAUCGAAAGAGCCGACGAACUGUUGAAGGACACCAUAGAACUUGCGAUGAGUGAUUUUCACGAUUUUACUGGUUCGAGUACUUGGUCAAAGGGCGAUAAAAAUCCUGUAAUUAUAGCACUCAAAGAUGAUCUUGAGAGCGCAAUUGGGACCGUGAUGACCGAGUAUCUGAAGAGCACUGAUGAAUUCAGAACUCAAAUGAAGGCCUAUAAACCAUAUGUUGAGAGUAACGGUGCAAUUGACAGGGCCAUUCAAGACGUUCGCGGGAAAACGUUAGGCAAAUUCACUGAUCCAAUAAACGUAAAAUCGAUCGACAAUGAGUCCAUAAAUCAAAAUGCGAACAAUUUUCGGACUAACUUCGGACAGCUCUGCAAAGCGAUUACCGAUGCUGCUGCAGACGGCAAUGCCAGCGCUAAAGAUAAAUUGAAGGAACUUAAAGGAUUAAUCUCAAAGGAAAAUCCGAAACAUACAGAAAAAAUCAAUGGAGCAAGAGACACCAUUCUGGAGAACAUCAAAACAAACUACGUCGUGUUCCUCAGAGCGCAGCUUCACGAAUUCGCCACGAAAGUCAACGAGUUACUUACCAACCUUCCCACCAAGGUGGCUUCGGAUGCAGACAAACAUUACAAGGGUUUUAUGAAGGAGCUAAAAGGGAACUUAGAUGAUAACCUUAUUGGUGUAAAUAUGUCCAAUCUAGGCACUGUAUCUCCAAAGGUGAGGGAUUUCUUCAUUGCACUGCUUACGACUCUCAACGGCAAUCCAGAGAUUAUGUUAAAUCGUGAUAAUAUCCCAGACCUGCAACACAAACUCUCCACCCUCCUCUCCUCCCUCUCCAAAUACGACCGCCCCUUCCAAAAAAAUCUCUCCGCCCUUGCUUCCACCCUCUCCACCAUCCGCCCCGCUUCGUACUCCGCCCCCACCAAUCCCCUACUCGACGUUCUAAAAACAGGCCUGACAGGGAUGCACGAUGAGCUCCAAAAGGCGUACGUGUCGGUGUAUGACGGUGAGGCGUGGCAGCCGGAGCACGAAAACAAAUACGCGAAAAUAUGUUUCACCUGUUUGCCCACCUUAACUACCGCAUUGACUGAGCUUAGGGAACAGUGUGAAACAGAUGGCGACUGGAAGACAGAGAAACUGUGCCUAAUGAAUUCAACCGCCUCUAAUCCCCUCGGCAAUUUCCUCGAUCAGUGUGGCUAUACAGUAGCGCAAAAUAAUGCUUCUAAGGACGGUGAGUUACAACAUAAGAGUGAAUGGAAUGGCCAAAAGAUUCUUGCAGACUGUCUGCAAGCAAUUCCCAAGGCUGCUGACAUUGACCAUCUUAAGACUUGUAUGCCACGUCAAAAACAAUUCACCGUCCUGGAACUCCUUCGGUGUAUCCUCUCUCACCGUAGCGAAUUUUUCCAGGUUGGCCAUAUUUCCACUUUCGCAGCCAGGAAGCAUCCCUCUUCUGUUAACGAGAUGCUUGUCUGGCUUACCGGUUUGCCACAUAAUUUCGCGCACAAAAACACCAAAACGUAUGUUAAGACGUUGUACAAGGUGCCGGAUGGAGCUGGUAAGCCACCUAAGCGUGUUCAAUUCAUCGACGCCCAUCCGUCACCAAUCGGCUAUAGAGACAUUGACAACGCAAUUAAUAACAUUACAUCCCUAUCUCCCACUCUCGUGACAGCCAUCGUCGGUCACGGCGACUUGCAUAGCUUGUAUGCCUGCGACCUUUAUGACAACUCCAUGAAAUUGCAUUAUCCUCAAAGCGGGGAGGAUUGCUUCAACAUGCUAGUUGACAUCAUUCGUAGAUGUUUACCCCCGUUGAAAUUCUUGCUCACCCAGUGCAGUCGUAGACCUGAACGCUGUGGUUGGGGCGGUUGUCUUUACGGCAGAGAUGUCAUGACAACUAACUCUCAAUGUAAUUACCACUCAACAGGUCAACCAACGUGCCAAUCAAGCAGCCAACCUACCGACCAACCUGAGUGCCAAGCAACUUGCCGACCUACGUGCCAACCAGCGUGCCGACCAACAUCGCCACUUAUGUCCUACCUAAAUGAUUGUCUUCCCGGCCACCUACCGCACCAAUUAACCAGUGUAGGUUGUAGAUCCGUAUGUACCACCUGCCCUGGCGGUAAACCUGGGCAGCCUUGUUUAACUCCUCUUGGUUUCAGAGCCUUUUCUGGGUCCACUAAAUCAGGUCUGCAUUUAAGUGAGAUCAUUGAUGCGUUCAUUAGGGGCUCUAAUAUUUCACCCCUAUUAUGCGUUAUACCGAAGCCACCAUCUACGUUGCCAGAGCACAUCGCCUUUGCGUUGUCAUUGGUUAACGGUUGGCGUCACAGAGCCACGCAUCCGUUUAGGAAUGUGAUCGAGUUGUCCAUUCGUGAUGUUUCCAUUGACCUGGUCUCGGACAGUUCCGAUCUCACCAACGCAUUCGUUGAUGCAUACGGUUCCCAAUCUGCUACGCACACCAAUUGCAACCAUGCGCAUCUCAUGAGCAUCAUAGACUCCGGCGUAUGUAAAAGCAAUGAGAACAUUUUCUGCACUCCCAACGUCUCAAGCUUGUGUCGUGAAUCAUACGGCUACUUCGUGAACAAACACUCUAACCUCUACCUGUCAUGGGCGCUCUAUCUACCAUGGCAACUCUUGCUGUAUCUUGAAGCAUUGUGCGAUGCAUUCAAAAAUAUUUUUUGCCACGAUUGGGGAUGCCGUUCAUGCUUGAAUGGAUCUACUUGCAAGAGGGGGGAACAUGGUCUUAAAGACAAUUGUGGAUGCCCCUCCAUCGUAAAUUGCAGAGGUGCCUUGCCCACCUUAUAUCGAUAUGGAGUUACAUUCGGCGAAGAUUGGACAUCUAACAACGCAGGUAAAGCGACAACGUGCUUCGAUUUCUGUACUCAAUUAAACAACAUACUAAAAUCAUCGCAUUUCUCAGAACUAUUCAAGGCGAUCGACAACUUCAUCUAUUGCAUCCGCCUCCCAUUCAUGACCUUACUCCUCACCCUCUGGUCGCUGUCGCUCCUCUACCUGCUGCACAUCGCCGUCGUCCGCCUCGACGUCCUGAGGAUACGCUCCCACCUGAGAUCACCCUCCAGCCACCGCAUCGCCGCCCAGUCGCUGCUCGCCGCCGCACGCGUCAGGGCACUCGCCAACGUCAAGUACUUCUCACCAUAA